UUUAAAGGCUUAUUUGCAAGAUGCAGGAACCUAAAACAUUAAAAGCUAAAAAUUUAUUUUGCAUGAAACGGGAAUUAAAACGUGGUGAUAGAGCCAGGUGCAGAUGCAAGUCAGAUGUUAAUUUGGCUGUAGGCUAUGGCACUUGGCCACAGCUGGAGCUAGUUGACACAACUUGGUCAGGAGCAAUAGGAUUGACGGAGUGUGUUUAAAUGAACCUGACAAAUGUCACAGAUGAAAUAUUAACUGUUUAUUUCCUGGUUUGAUGUCUACUACACAUCUGUUUGACCGUUACCAGUUAAUCUGUGACACCAGUUAAUCUGGAACACUGGCAGAUGAGUUUGCACUCUUCCGUAAGAGUAAUAUUCCAGCGUGAAAAGUAAAGACAGCAGACAGUGUGAGGAGAGGUUCUGGUUCGGUUGUUGUGGGUAAUCACUCAAGGUCAGGUAAGGUUCGUUCAUUUAAAUUCGAUUCUAAGCUUGACAAAAGUCUGAUAAAACCAAUGCCUGCAAUUACUGUCAUGAAAGGUCCCUGGAAGGCAGAAUUUCCAAGGUUGCAGGCCAAAACCACAAGAAUUACAUCUUAUAUUAAACCGGCUGCAGCCUCUGCACCUGUUACAUGAGUUACAUGUGCAAAAUGCCUGAUGAUGUUUUGUUAAUUCCUGCUGUUUGGGAUGCUAUAGUCCUUUUAUUAGGGAUGUUUUUGUUUUCUUGGUGGGAAGUGGGGAUAAAGUCCCAGUUUAAAUUCUGAGUGAUUCAGGAGACUAUGACUCCUAUAUAGUGAACCUGUAUAGUGUGCUGCCCUUCUCAAAGGAGUCUGACACAGGUGACUGCCUCCUCAGUAGUGGGAGGGGUUUUACCACCCUCCCUGUUCCUUUGCAUAAGCUCAUCAAACCAUUAAGCUAGCACCAUUACAACUUAUUCUUCUGAUAUUGGAACCUUUUGAACAUCUUGUUCUAUACUGUGUGGGUCCUUUGCUGCCCUCAACAUCUGGAAAUAAGUAUCUUCUUGCAGUGAUGUGUCAAAGUACCAAAAUUCCUGCUGGAUAUCCACUGAGAACUAGUAUGGAGGGGAUCAGUGACCGUCUGUUCAGGCAUAAGAACUUCAACUUUGUGACCAGUCUUACAACUCCAGAGUACCUAGACUCCCUUGAAAGCUUUGAAAUAAAAGACAGCGAUGUCUUCCUUGUGACUUAUCCAAAGUCAGGUACUGUAUGGGUUCAGCAGAUCAUGAUUUCCAUCCACGAAAUGCAUAGCUAUCAGACUAAAUAUUCAACCAACAUUGAGAGGAUGCCGUGGCUGGAGUACAAGACAGCUGAAUACGCUCUUCUUCCCUCUCCACGGCUCUUCGCCUCGCAUCUCCCUGUACACAUCAUGCCUCCAGGAGUGAAGGAGAAGAAGCCAAAAAUCGUGUAUUUGAUGAGGAAUCCAAAGGACAACAUGGUGUCUUUUUAUCACUUCAGCAGUGCUCUAGCAGACCUGGAGACUCCCGAGAGUUUUGACCAGUUUUUUGAGUGGUACAUAACAGGAAACGUUUAUGGGUCAUCCUGGUUUGACCAUGUCAGGGAGUGGUAUUUAAACAGAGACCAGUACAACAUCCUCUUCCUGACCUACGAGGAAAUGAUUUUGGACCUGAAAGGAUCAGUGAAGAAGAUCUGCAACUUCUUAGGGAAAAACUUGACUGAAGCCACCAUCAGUCAAGUUGUGGAAAAAGCUAAGUUUGAGAACAUGAAGAAGGACUCGAAAGCAAACUAUGAGCACAUUCCACCAGAGAAGUUCAGUGGGAAAUUCUUGCGCAAAGGUCAGAUUGGAGACUGGAAGAACACACUGACUGUUGCACAGAGUGAAAGAGUGGAUCAAGUCCUUCAGGAGAAACUUGGUGAUUUGCCUUUAAAGUUCAUCUGGGAAUAAGCAGAGCAGCUCUUCAGGGUCUCCCAGGAGUUUUAAAAGCAUUGAUUUCAUUCAUUGGAAAGCCUUAAAAUGUGUUUUUCUGCUAUUUUAAUUUUCAAAAAAACAACAAAUGAUUAAUGUUUGUUUACCCAAGAUUGAUUCAUGUUACGUAGAUCAUGAUUCCAGGAAUCAACAGUAAAAUGUAAAUCAGUCAACAUAUCUGACAUGUCUGAAACCAGUACACGGCACUUUGGAUUCUCAUAAUUUCUGAAUAGUCAUUAACUAUUGAUUUUUUUUAAUCACAUCACUUUUGACAGUAUGCCCUGACCUUCAAAUAGAAGAAAAUUCUUGAAAUAAAUGUACUUUUGCCAUGAAGAAAGUCUGACCUUAACCUACAAGUGAUUUCUCUUCCCAUGAGUCAGCAGCCAAGACAGAAGUAUCUUAUUCAUUUGUGUUGAAGAAUUAAAAGGAAAGGAUCCUACUUUGGUAACAAACAAAACAUUACAAAAAGAAAUGGUGCAAUUGCAGUGUUAUUUUGGUUAAAGUGUGGUUCAGCAUGACAUUCUUCCUUUAUUUAAUCCUAUACAGAAUCAAACCUCAGACCUGUAAAUGGCAUCCACUGAAUAUCAUUUAAUUAAUAAGUGAAAUACAGCUUGUUAACACAUGUUAGUGUAAGCUAAUAGUCUAUUAAAAAUAACAAUCUUA
Molecule: messenger RNA, 2590 nt
Organism: Maylandia zebra (zebra mbuna)
Lineage: Eukaryota; Metazoa; Chordata; Actinopteri; Cichliformes; Cichlidae
Source: RefSeq, a predicted model, not a curated record